AUGCAUUACACCGAGAUGCUGCAACAGGAUGCCCGAGUUCCAGCAGUAGUUGUUUACGAAAUUGUCCAGGAGAACCGCUCCGCGGCAAAGCACGCACAUCGCGCAAAUGCUCGGGAGCCAUCUUGCUCUUUGGAUGGAAUCGCGGGAAUGGGCCUGUCAACCGGUCGGCUUUUGUUGCUGGGAUGUUCAACUCUGGCUGUGACCAGAAGCCAGGACAAGGCAAGCUUGCCAUUGAGCGAAGAGCAGGCCAUGCGUCACCUGGAUGCCGCAGCAUGGGCCGCCAACCUUGUGCCGAAGGCUUGCGAUCGACGUGGCAGCGGAUGUGAUUGGCUAAGCGUUGCUCCUACCUGGCGCUAUGUGUGGAACAAUGUGCGCCUGGCUGCUCAGGCAUUCGUGACGCUCGACGAGACUACACAAAGUCGACUUGGCCACAUCCACGCACUUAUCGACCGCCUUGGCGACGACCCCGGCCUGUGGUAUGCGAACUGGCGCCAGGCCGCCACUGCAUCCCGAGAGGUGGUGAAUGCUCUGACAGAGAUACCACUGCAGGAGCCUCCUUCGAAAGAGGCUCUGGUAGAGUCGCAGCAAGGAAAAGUGGGCGGAGAAGCAUUGCGGCACAAGGAGCUGCAUUCUUCCCGAGACAUGACCUUUCCAGUGGAGCAGUCGGUGCCGUCAGUCAAGGCUCUUCCAGACCGGGAAGUUCUGAAGAUAUUGAAGCCACGGCGGUCCUUGGGUCUGUUUGGCAGGAGCUUCUGCGCCUCGCCCGGAACAGCCUUCUGCGAGCAGGCCCCCGGACACAGCCAUCCGAUGUGUGAUGACACUCCAUUGCGGCUCGGACAGCUGGAGGCAUGCAGGUGUUCUGAGAACUGGCGAUCAGAGGAACAGGCCGCCGAUAGCCAGCCCACAGCGCUACAAGGACACACAUGGUCGCAGCUGCAAGAGCGGUUGGACUUGACCGAGUUCGAGAUGUUAGAUCUGAUCGACGAGACUCCAAUGUCGGCAGUGUAUCGCUUGCGUCACAGGCGCACCGGCAUCACCGUCGCUGGAAAGAGAAUCCAGAAGGGCUGCGACGUGCACCGUUCUGGAGACUACCUGAAUGAGGUCCAGAUGCUACACUCGCUCGCAAAGUCCCCUUACAUUGUCAGCCUGCACGGGAUAUCUGACUCAGAGCGCGAGUUCUGGACAGUGAUGGAGCUCUGUGCUGGUGGUCGACUGUCAGAGUGGCUGGGACGGUAUGCCAACACCGCCAAGACUGUCGUGCAGCAGCUGCUAGAGGCGGUGAGCCACCUGACACUUGGCUACAACAAAACCUUCUUGUGGUCGGAAUGGGCGUUUUCCACAGUUCGGCCAUCGAUUUUCUGCGACGUCUUCGCAUUAGCCGUGGAUGGGGCCGGUCCUCCUCGGUUUUUGCAGGCCAUGAAUGGAGAACGCGCUCUAACACCAGCCCAGGUGUUUGAAGGGGCCGACCAACAGCUUUCCGGCAAAUGUGGAACUGUCGGCUUUCGAGCUCCCGAAGUUGAAAGCGGAGGUGCCUACAGCGGCUUGAAGGCUGAUGUGUACUCUUUGGGCCGGACAUUGCAGAUUCAGGAACUCCGCACAGUGAGAAUUGGUUGGCCAGAGCUGGAAGAGAUCCUUCCAUACAUGACCAAACAUGAGUUGCUGGAUCGCCCGGAGAUCACGAAAGUUCAAGAGCACCUCACGGCUGGCCCACAAGGCAGGCGACAACUGGAUUGGAGCUCCCAGGAGUCCAUAAGCUACCAGCAGGUUCUGGCCGAGAACUCGCUUGAGCCGUGUGUCAUGGCUGGCAAAGCUGCUCCUCCCAAGGAGAGAGACAGCGUGCAGCGACCACGAGCAACCGGGUUGCGAGCCGCUGAAGCGGGACCGGCAACGAAGGCCUGCCACUCCAGCUACUGCCGGCGGAGUUUCAGCGAUUGCAAUAAGAACUCUACGAGAACGCUGCUGAAUCGAAUCUACUCCCUCAGGACCGAAAGAUGGCAAGGGGCCGUGAAGUCUCCCUCGAAUUCCCGAGACCUCGAGGAGAGACAUGGGCAGCAUGGGCUGCGCUUUGCCGGGGGCCGCUCCUUGCAGGUGACACCUCACAGCUCCGUUGCCGUUGGCCAGUUGAAGGUGCCUCCUAUUGGAGCGGCAGUGGCCAGUGCACGUGAGGCAGCUUUGGCUCUGGAGAGCGGGAUCAGGAUGCUCUUCCUGACAGAGGCAACUAUGUACUUGGUGCACGAAGUGCUACGCGUACUUGACAGCAUUGGGAUCGACCGGCAGGAGGUGAUCAUCGUGGGCAGGAUACAAGCUGCUGACGUUAAAGGUGUCGAUGCAUCGUCUGUCGUGUCGCACUUGGAUGCUGCGGCUCUUGCAUUUCAGGAGCAGCCGUCUGAGAAGGAUGUGGAAGUCUGGCAGCAGUUCGAGGCAUCCAUGCGAGGUGCUGUAAACGCAGUUGGCGUGAGUGAGAUGCCACCUGAGCGGUUGAAGACAUUCCUAUUGCGAGGAAGCCGGCCAGAGUUUGUGCAGACAACAUUCACAGUCUACGAGCCUGGUGGUCCGGACGAGGCUCGUCGGCAAAGCUCCCAGAUGGAGGAGCUACUUGCAGCCGGCAUCGUCACGAUGGGCUCCGGACUCUCGCAGGAGGGAGGGUGUGGUUACCUGCGACCCUUGAAUGAUCCACACAUCUCUGCGGUUGCCCUGCGAGCUAAUCGAAGCUGUGGGCAGGUUAUCGACAGGUGGUUCAUGCAGCUUGGUGGGGUCGUGCUUGUGAAUGCAACGCAGAGGAGCGAGUUCUUGGAGCACGUGGCCUCAUUGGAAUUUGCCUUGGGCGAGGCAGAGAUGAGGAAAAUUAAUGGGCUUAGCAGCCUCGUGGCCUCUUCCCCUGGUCGUCGAGCCCCCGCGUGGUGUGAGGACGUGUAUCACCUGUCCGACUUGCCAUUGGAAGUGUAA
This is a messenger RNA of Symbiodinium sp. CCMP2592, 2946 nucleotides long. NCBI's taxonomy places the organism in Eukaryota, Dinophyceae, Suessiales, Symbiodiniaceae. The record is from the annotation of a GenBank genome assembly.